GACGCUUCAAGUGACUCCGUUCGAUCAGUGAUCGUUGGUGAUUCUGUUCGUAACUGUUCCUAAUAUAUUGUGAUGACAAAGUGUCGAAUGCUGUAUCUUAUUUGAGGAUCGUCCGUUUUGUCGUCGAUGAAUCUCGCGCAGUGUUAAUCUCGUUCAAGAUGAAUCAACAGUGCAAGGUGUGCGGCGAACCCGCGGCAGGCUUCCACUUUGGCGCGUUCACCUGCGAGGGCUGCAAGUCCUUUUUCGGGAGAUCCUACAAUAAUCUGAGCAGUAUCUCCGAAUGUAAGAAUGGCGGGGAGUGCGUCAUCAAUAAAAAGAAUCGAACAGCUUGCAAGGCCUGUCGUCUAAGGAAAUGCCUGCUCGUGGGCAUGUCGAAAUCAGGUUCGCGAUACGGACGUAGAUCGAACUGGUUCAAAAUUCACUGUCUGCUGCAGGAACAGCAACAGCAGCAACAGCAGCAGCAACAACACUACCAACAGACCCUAUCUAACCAACCACUUACGCCACAACGAAAACCAAUGAGCCCGCCUAUCGGACUCCACCCAGGCCAACGAAAGGACGACGUGCUGAUGCUAGGCCUGGACGACUACAAGAACUCCACUUCCCCUAGCAUUAGCUCCCCCGAAUCGCACAACAGCGACAGUUCUGUGGAAAUAUCCGAAAGAAGAGCAGCCUUCUCGGGGCAUCCAGGCUUCAGACCCCUACAUUCGCAGUUGCAACCCUCGGUCGCCGAUCUUUCGGCGCUCAGCAAAGAAAUGAUGAGUUUACCCCUCGGUUUUCACCUCGGUGGGAUGUCCUUGAUUCCACCCGCCUUCCUACCACCGCCAAGUCUCACCAUGUUCUCACCCUAUCAUUUAUACGCCACGUCCCACGGGGCUUCCCAUCCCUUGGUACCCAACCAUUCUUCCAAUCUACUUCGACACUCGCCCGUGAUCGAGGAUACGAGCAGUACGAUCAGUACCGCAACCACCACCACUACCACGACGAUAAGUAUCGAUAGCAAAGACUCGUGUGGAAAUAAUAAUAAUAACAAUAAUAAUAAUAACGAUAGAUAUGCGCAUAACAAUAAUGUGCAAACGAGGCAGAGUUCGAAUGAAGAGAUCGGAGAAACCUACACCAAACGAUUCUAUUUGGAUGCGGUGUUAAAAAGUCAGAGAACACAGGAAGGUUCUACAGCGGCGUCUACGAAGGAACAUUCCGAAAACGAUUCACCAAUAUGCAGCCCGGGAUUGGAAACGGAUUGUCCACCUCCGCAGGAUAAUCCCAUAGAUCUGUCCAUAAAGUCGGCCCCCACUUCCGUCACCGAGGAAACGGAAGAGGACGAAAUCGACAUGGAGAACGUGAGCGAUCGGGACAGCCCUCCUCUGAAAAGGAAGUCGGUGCCUAUAGAUCUAACAACGAGAUCCUAGAGAAGGCAAGACACUCUCGUUCUACGAAACAUCGUUUAUCCGCUCAGAAAACAAACGGAAUAAGUGGAUUUCGAGCGUAAGGAAAAGUAGUUAAUCGAUAUGUCGGAUUGCCAAAUACGACUGGUGAGAAAGGGACUCGUGAUAUCGUAAUCAAUUACAUUCCCCUUUCUCCUCCCUCCCCCCUUCCGGAUCAUGUCAAUCAGGAAGACUCAGUGGGUUCGAAUAGUCGAGCAAAAUUCCCAGAAUCGUACAUUAUUUUUAAUUGCGUUCUCAGAGCAAGAAUUACCGGAUAGAUUUUGAUCGAGCUCGCGGAGACAAAUCAUUCGCGCCGAAUAGUUAAACGCAAUUCGCGCCAGCCUCGUAAUUCCCGGCAUAAAUAUCCGUGCCAGUUGGAAGAAUGAAGGAUUAACGUCUCAAUUCCGGGUAAUCACGGCGAGGAUCGCGAGUCGCCGAUCGAUGGCUUGUUGCGCAAAAGCCAAUCGACUUUAACGAGAGUCCUCCGCUUUAAUUAACGAGCGCGCGCGCUCGUGCGGUAAUCACGUAAGACGGAACGAGACGGAGAUAGGGUGAGAUGGUGCGGUGAGGAGAGAGAUAAAGGGAGGCCAGACAACCGGCGUCUGACGCGUUUGCAGAAGCGGGAGAGCGACCACGGUGCAACCGUGGUGCAUCGGUUGAUAAACACGUCAAACUGCGGGGUGCACGUGUUCGGAACGUGCGUUACAAACCGGUGUACACGUGUAGAACGUUGCCAACCGCUUUAUCUUACAAGCGUUCGACGCCUGCCAAUGUAAACGCCUCCGUCGCUGCAGCUUUGCCACUUCUUCUCUCUGCUUUUGUCCCACGUCUAUUUAUUACAUCCUUGCGGUUGAGGAAUUUUCGAUGAUGAUACGAAGAUCGUAAUCGCAGGAGAGCCGGAUGUGUUCGCCGGAUGUCCAUGACGAAUCCAAUGAAUGUAGCUUGGAGAGGGAGAGAAUUUCUCGCGCUUCUUUUCCUUUCCGAGGAUCCUGUUCUCGUUGAAAUUGUGUGGACGAUACUUUUCCAAUCUUCGUUGGCCAAUCCUCCAGAUUCCUCGAACACAGAUUUGCUUUUAUUAAGAUAUUAAGUCAUGUGCGAUCCGAGUCGCUUAAAAAAAAUGCUUUUUAAUUCCGCGGGAUCGCUCGAUCGUGUUUGAUCGAUCCUUGAGAGAUCCGGGAAAUUUCCGGAUGCAAGCAAGAUAUGACGAUUUCGAGACAAUAAAGAAUACUAUGUAUUUAAUCGUCUUCAACCGGUCUUCAACCUUAUAAUCGUUUAUAUAAGGUAUGAUGUGUAAAUAUCAAGCGAGAACGAAGGUAUUUUUUUCGCGUUUCUAUUAAUCGUGAUAUUAAAUUUUUACAGCGCAACGAAAAGUAAUGGUAUCUCGAUACUUUUCGUUAUGAAAGUAGUCAAUAAAUGGCCAGUACUUUGUUUAAUGAAAUUGUUGAUUAUAUUAUCGAUAUCGAAUACGUGCAAUCGUAAAUGAAUUUUAUUUAAUUAAUAUCUAUGUUCGUACACGGACACGCUGUAAUUCCAUUUACCCAAGUAUAACAAAUAAGAUGGGGACGAAAAUGUAAAUAAUAGCUAGGCAAGAUUUGUGUGAAUGGGACCAGGGCCAGUACUUACUUGUAUAUAGCUAAUAGAUAAUAAACUAAUGAAUUACAAUGCUCGAAAUAAUUAGAAAAUGUGAUCAAAUAUUAGGAAUAAAAAACAUUAUGCAUAUGUUAUAAAUUACAAAAUUGGUUACCAGAUAUAUCAAUAAGUAAUUCCCUAAUUAAUUUGAGCAAUGUAUUUAACGAAUUUAAACAAUUAUGUAAAUCAUUUUUCCUUAAGAAUGAAUUCAUGAAUUUAUCAAUGAAAUACAUAUGAUAUCAACAUGAUAUUUUUCAUGCAUUUCUAAACAUAUACUAAAACUCUGCUUUAAACUAAUGCCUAUUGAUUAUAAACCUAUGCUAUAUUUCACAAGUAAAGUACAAGUCUAUAAAUCCCAGGGCCCUUAUAUUUGUAAAUAUAAAUUACUUUUAAAAGACACAGUGGAGAUUGCAGUAUAAAAUUUUAAUCAGAAAAUAUUAGCAACGUUUAUACUUAAUUUACUUUGUUGAUUGAUAAAUACUUUUUAAAGCGAUUUUGUGAAAAUUUUUAACGCAAUAACCAUUAACUAAUAGAAUUAGCAAUUUAUUAGGAAUACCAAUCACUGCCACUUCAAUUAGUUAAAAUGUAAAAUUAGAAUGAAUUAUUGUACAGAAUUUUGGUACAAAAAAAUUACAAAUUACAUAUUAGCAAA
This is a messenger RNA of Apis laboriosa (Himalayan honeybee), 3705 nucleotides long. Its product is annotated as knirps-related protein-like. The coding region runs from base 159 to 1409 and encodes 416 amino acids. The record is from RefSeq and is a predicted model, not a curated record. Lineage: Eukaryota; Metazoa; Arthropoda; Insecta; Hymenoptera; Apidae. Gene Ontology annotation, biological process: regulation of DNA-templated transcription. The transcript is spliced from 3 exons. Gene Ontology annotation, molecular function: DNA-binding transcription factor activity; sequence-specific DNA binding; zinc ion binding.